CAGCCUCUGUGAGUGCCCUUGAGUUUUUCUUAUUAGAGCUCUCAACAUCACAUGAGACUCCACCUGCAUAAUCUUCAACAAGUUUCUCUCUUUCAUCUCCUUAAUAUGGCUCUUGAAACUUGGCUAAUAAGAGUUAAAGCUGCAAUAUCGAGCGGUUUUGAUACUGUAAAGGCCUCAACACCCAAGCCAAAACUAUCUCCAAAGAAAUCCAACGUUGGAGUUUUGGCUUUUGAAAUAUCUGGAGUCAUGUCGAAGAUCCUCCAUCUAUGGAAAGCUCUGGCGGACAAGAACAUCAUUCAUCUUCGCAAUGAGUCGAUAUCUCUUGAAGGAGUCCGCAAGAUUGUCUCAAACGACGAGUCGUUUCUUCUGGGCCUAGCUUGCGCUGAAUUGGCGGAAAAUAUCAGACUCGUGGCAAAAUCUGUGUCGAGAUUAAGCAAGCGGUGUGAAGAUUCCAAUCUUCAAUCGUUUGAUCGGCUGUUUGAAAGCUUCGCAAACACAGGCAAAGACUCACUUUGUUGGGUUUUGAAUCAGAAAGAAAUGGAAGCCAAGAGCAAGAAGAUGGAGAGGUAUGCGGCGAUUAUAGCUACUUUGUAUAAAGAAAUGGAAGAGCUAACAGUUUUAGAAAAUGGAUUGAGAAAGGCUUUACAGUGUAACGAAUAUGAAUCAUCCAUUAAAGAGGAGAAAAUUAUUGAUCUUCAACAAAAGAUUCUCUGGCAAAAGCAGGAGGUAAAGUAUCUAAAAGAGAGAUCUUUAUGGAAUCGAAGCUUUGACACUGUUGUUAAUAUUCUUGCAAGACCAGUUUUCACUGUUUUAGCAAGAAUCAAACUUGUAUUUGGGAUUAGCCAUGGCUGUCCUUCUUAUCUUCCCCGAAGUCUCUCAGCUUCAGCUGCUGUUUAUCCAACCGAAAACUCUAAUAGCUUUGUAUCAGGGCCAUUGAAAAGCUCAAAACUUGAAGAAAAAGAAGAUUCAAAUCGUGGGUUCUUCGAGUCAAAUUCAAAAUUAUUAAAGGCUCCUCCAACUACGCUAGGUGCCGCGGCUUUGGCUCUACACUAUGCAAAUUUGAUCAUCAUAAUGGAGAAGAUGAUCAAGUCUCCACAAUUGGUUGGUGUUGAUGCAAGAGAUGAUCUUUAUGCGAUGCUUCCGAGUAGCAUACGAUCGUCGUUAAGGGCUCGACUGAAGGGAGUCGGUUUCUCGGCGAGUGAUGCGGCGCUCGCCGGCGAAUGGAGAAGCGCUUUAGGUAGGAUCUUGGCGUGGCUGUCGCCAUUAGCACAUAAUAUGAUAAAGUGGCAAAGUGAAAGAAGCUUUGAGCAGCAAAAUUUGGUGCCGAAAACUAAUGUUCUUCUCUUGCAGACUCUUUAUUUUGCCAAUAAAGAGAAGACAGAAGCCGCCAUUACUGAGCUUCUGGUGGGUUUAAACUAUAUUUGGAGAUUCGAAAGGGAGAUGACGGCCAAGGCCUUGUUUGAAUGUGCCAACGUAAAUGGGUUGUUGAAUAAUUUCCAUUGUUAACAUUCCAGCGAAGGAGACGGAUGAUCGAUCGAUCUUUUUCGCUCUUUUACUUUUUCUUUUGUUAAUUUCCUGAAAUUUUAUCAUAGGCUUGAUUUGAGUAACACUAUCUAUAGAAAUAAUAGAAAUAAUGAACAUAAAUUUAUGUAUAAAUUAUGAUAUAUUAUCGUCUGAUUGAA
Messenger RNA from Mangifera indica (mango), 1682 nucleotides. RefSeq names its product protein PSK SIMULATOR 1-like. Gene Ontology annotation, biological process: positive regulation of growth. Lineage: Eukaryota; Viridiplantae; Streptophyta; Magnoliopsida; Sapindales; Anacardiaceae. The transcript is spliced from 2 exons. Bases 52 to 1506 code for a protein of 484 amino acids. The record is from RefSeq and is a predicted model, not a curated record.